AAAAUAAAAGUCACCGGAAGUCCAGUCCCCGUAUGUAAACACAUGGCUCGUUGUUGUGGUCCGUGUCUGAUUGACUCACAUUAUGCCCAAACUGUUUGAUCUAAAGUUCCCAGGAGGAUGUAAAACUCUUCCUGAGGGUUUCUGGUCAGCCGUGGACGUGUGGAUCAAGAAACCUCACGUGGUGAACAAGCGCGUGUGCGGAGUGAAGGAGACAGAGGGAGGACACGUGGGCACAGAGGCUGUGCACUUCCUGCUGGAUGAUCCUGAACUGUCUGCUCAGGUGUUCUCCUUCCUGAGCAGAGAGGUUUCACAGGACAAACCCUGGACCUCCAGUGUCAGGACAAUCAUCCCCAAAGUGAACUGCUAUGGGACAACCCUGCACAAGGAGCUUAUACUCAGAGACUUUGGCAGGCAGCGUGUGACCUUUCUUCCAUUCGAAGAGGAUUCAGAGGGCCGAGUGUGUCUGAAGAGAGGGAACAUAUAUCAGAUUCAGCUGCUCCAUCAGGACUGUGAGGAGUGGGCCUUGGAGCUGCAUGCGUUGACUCCAGAUGUGUGGUUCUCUGAUGGCGUGGCGUACCCGAAGCUGCCCUGGCUGUCCACUGAUCUGUUGCCCAAACUGGUGCGCUGGGCCACCGAGUGCAAGAGCAGCGAGUUCAAAAGCACCUUGUCUCUGCUGCCGGUGGAGAAGUACAGCGUCAUGUACCAGCAGCUGAAGGAGAAAUACAAGGCCAUGGUCAAGGUUUGGCCUGAGGUUACAGAUCCUGAGAAGUUUGUCUAUGAGGAUGUUGCCAUUGCUACGUAUCUCCUCGUGCUGUGGGCCGAGGAGCGAGCAGAGAAAAAUCUGACUGCCAGACAGUCCUUUGUGGACCUGGGCUGUGGAAACGGCCUGCUGGUUCACAUACUGACCAACGAAGGGCAUCCUGGAAAGGGCAUCGACGUUCGGAAGAGGAAGAUCUGGGACAUGUACGGCCCCCAGACUCUGCUAGAGGAAAAGGCAAUUACUCCCAGCGAGAGCUUCUUAUUCCCGGGUACGGACUGGCUGAUUGGGAACCACUCAGACGAGCUCACACCAUGGAUCCCCGUUAUAGCAGCCAGGUCUUCUUACUCCUGCCGGUACUUCGUCCUGCCCUGCUGUUUCUUCGACUUCUAUGGAAAAUACCAGAGACGCCAGUGUAAGAAGUCUCAGUAUAAGGAAUACAUCGACUUCAUCGCUGAUGUCAGCCAAGUCAGUGGCUUCAACACUGAAGAGGACUGCCUGAGAAUACCGUCCACCAAACGGGUGUGUCUGGUGGGGAAGUCAAGAAACUACCAGCUACCUGCCGAGGCCGACGCCGAGCAGCGAAGAGCUCAUUACGUCGAGAGCCGCCAGGCUGGAUCUGGCGUUCAAGGGUCAGACGUCAGAAAUGACGUGGACUGUUUCCAUGGGAACAAAGACACUGACAGGACCCCCGGGAGCAGCUGGGGAGCCGGGUUCCAGCCCAGAGAGAGGGUUGAAACGGUUCGAAACUGCGCUGCUCUCCCGCGGGACUUUGUUGACGGCGUUGUCCUGCGGGUUGCUAACGUUCUUCUGGGAAUGACUGAAGAUGACGACGGGGGUUCCUCCAGUGAGUGGAACCGAGGAGGCAGCCUCUCUGUGAGCGAGGUCGCUGGCCUAUUGGAGCAGGAAACCCUGCAGCUGCUGAAGAAGGAGUGUGGAGGUCUUCAGACACUGCUCAAGAACAACCACCAAGUCUUUAGAGUGGAAGGAGGGAGGGUGCACAUAAGAGACUGGCGAGACAGGAAGUCCUCCAGGGUGGAUACCAAGAGAAAGCCCGUUGCGCCCGGUGCCCUGAAAACUCGUCCCUGUUGGUUUUACGACCACCACCCUCAGCGUUGCCCCCUGCAGGCUGAACACUGUGCUUUCGCCCACGGACCUGAUGACCUCCGACCCUCAACCAAACCUCGGAAGAAGAUAAAAAACGAUGCCUUGUGAUUAAUUCAUCUGAGUACUGCUUUUCUAAUUAACAGCCGGGAAAGCCCCGACGUUCAGGCCCGCAGCCACCACGAGGAGGAAGUUCAGGUCCAAGUUCCAAGCAGUGCGAGUUUUAUUGAUGCGAUGUUACAUCACUUCUGGGAAUUGAGGUAUUGCAAUUUUGCAAUAUCCUGUGAUGUUUCCUGGUGAAGCUUCAGGUUUGCUCGCUGACACCUCUGGAUUAUACUCUCGGUUGAAAUUUAAUUUAACAGGAUUAUUUUGUCUUUCUUUUUAUUUAUUUACAAGUGGACUCUUGUAAAGCUCGGCUGAAAUUGUAUACCUACUGUAUAUUAAAGUGUAUUUCAUGCUAU
Larimichthys crocea (large yellow croaker) is the source of this 2322-nucleotide messenger RNA. It is a transcript of the gene trmt44, whose product is annotated as tRNA methyltransferase 44 homolog. NCBI's taxonomy places the organism in Eukaryota, Metazoa, Chordata, Actinopteri, Sciaenidae. Gene Ontology annotation, molecular function: tRNA (uridine) methyltransferase activity; metal ion binding. The record is from RefSeq and is a predicted model, not a curated record. The transcript has 11 exons. Gene Ontology annotation, biological process: tRNA methylation. Bases 83 to 1972 code for a protein of 629 amino acids.